Peromyscus leucopus (white-footed mouse) is the source of this 7385-nucleotide messenger RNA. RefSeq names its product zinc finger protein 281 (gene Znf281). NCBI's taxonomy places the organism in Eukaryota, Metazoa, Chordata, Mammalia, Rodentia, Cricetidae. The transcript has 2 exons. Bases 170 to 2860 code for a protein of 896 amino acids. The record is from RefSeq and is a predicted model, not a curated record.
GAGCUCCCCUCUGGUCCGGCCGAGGAGUUCCCGGCAGACACCGCGCCGCGGCUGCGCAGAAGCGGGGAGGCUUUUAAUUCCAUUGUGGAGAGGACGGCGUUAUUUUUAUUAACUGGAGGCGACGGCGGCUGCGGCGGCGGCGGCGGAACCCCCAGGCCUCCUCCGGGGUAUGAAAAUCGGCAGCGGGUUCCUCAGCGGCGGCGGCGGUCCCGGCAGUAGCGGUGGUAGCGGCUCCGGCUCCGGCGGCGGCGGCUCCGGCGGCGGCUCCGGCUCCGGCUCCGGCAGGAGAGCAGAGAUGGAGCACACCUUUCCCCAGGGUAUGGUUAUGUUCAACCACCGGCUCCCCCCGGUCACCAGCUUCACCCGGCCGGCGGGGACGGCCGCCCCUCCCCCGCAGUGCGUGUUAUCCUCCUCUACCUCCGCAGCCCCGGCCGCAGAGCCCCCCCCUCCGCCAGCCCCGGACAUGACUUUCAAGAAGGAGCCGGCGGCGUCAGCCGCGGCCUUCCCUUCGCAGAGGACCUCCUGGGGGUUCUUGCAGUCCUUGGUGAGCAUCAAACAGGAGAAACCUGCGGAUCCCGAGGAGCAGCAGUCCCACCACCACCAUCACCACCACCACUAUGGGGGGCUGUUCGCUGGGGCCGAAGAGAGAUCGCCAGGCCUAGGAGGCGGGGAAGGGGGGAGCCACGGCGUCAUCCAAGACCUCAGUAUUCUCCACCAGCAUGUCCAGCAGCAACCAGCCCAGCACCACCGCGAUGUAUUAUUGAGCAGCAGCAGCAGCAGCAGGACUGAUGACCAUGGCAACGAGGAGCCAAAGCAGGACACUAACGUCAAAAAGGCAAAGAGGCCAAAGCCAGAAUCUCAGGGAAUCAAAGCCAAGAGGAAGCCAAGUGCAUCUUCCAAACCUUUGGUUGGAGAUGGAGAAGGUGCCGUCCUCUCCCCAAGUCAGAAACCUCAUAUCUGUGAUCACUGUAGUGCUGCUUUCAGGAGCUCCUAUCACCUGCGGAGACACGUCCUCAUCCACACAGGAGAAAGACCUUUCCAGUGCAGCCAGUGUAGUAUGGGUUUCAUUCAGAAAUACCUACUGCAGAGACACGAGAAAAUUCACAGUAGAGAGAAACCCUUUGGAUGUGAUCAGUGCAGCAUGAAGUUUAUUCAGAAGUACCAUAUGGAGAGACACAAGAGGACACAUAGUGGAGAAAAGCCAUAUAAGUGUGACACUUGCCAACAGUAUUUUUCAAGGACUGACAGAUUGUUGAAGCACAGGCGCACAUGUGGUGAAGCCAUAGCAAAAGGAGCCGCUAGUGCAGAUCCCGGGUCAUCGAACCAUAAUAGUAUGGGUAAUCUGGCUGUGUUGUCUCAGGGAAAUACCAGUUCUUCAAGGAGAAAAUCGAAGUCCAAAAGCAUAGCUAUUGAAAAUAAGGAACACAAGACUGGCAAAGCAAAUGAAUCACAAAUGUCAAACAAUAUAAACAUGCAGAGUUACUCAGUAGAAAUGCCUACUGUGUCUACCAGUGGAGGCAUAAUUGGCACUGGGAUAGAUGAACUGCAGAAGAGGGUGCCAAAAUUGAUCUUUAAGAAAGGCAGCAGAAAGAGUACCGACAAAAGCUACCUUAAUUUUGUGUCACCGUUACCAGAUGUAGUUGGACAGAAAUCCUUGUCUGGUAAACCAGGUGGCUCACUUGGCAUAGUGUCGAAUAAUAGUGUGGAGACCAUUGGUCUCCUCCAAAGUACAAGUGGCAAACAAGGUCAGAUAAGUAGUAAUUAUGACGAUGCCAUGCAGUUUUCAAAGAAGAGAAGAUAUUUACCAACUGCCAGCAGCAACAGUGCCUUUUCUAUAAACGUAGGCCACAUGGUCUCCCAACAGUCAGUCAUUCAGUCUGCAGGUGUCAGUGUUCUGGACAAUGAGGCACCCUUGUCACUUAUUGACUCCUCAGCUCUAAAUGCUGAAAUCAAGUCUUGUCACGACAAGUCUGGAAUUCCUGACGAGGUUUUACAAAGUAUUUUGGAUCAGUACUCCAGCAAAUCAGAAACGCAGAAGGAGGACCCUUUCAAUUUAACAGAACCACGAGUGGAUUUGCACACCUCAGAACACUCAGAGUUGGUUCAAGAAGAAAAUUUGAGCCCAGGCACCCAAACACCUUCAAAUGAUAAAACAAGCAUGUUACAAGAAUACUCCAAAUACCUCCAGCAGGCUUUUGAAAAAUCGACUAACGCAGGCUUCACUCUUGGACAUGGUUUCCAGUUUGUCAGUCUGUCUUCACCUCUCCACAACCACACACUGUUUCCAGAAAAACAGAUAUACACUACAUCUCCUUUGGAGUGUGGGUUUGGCCAAUCUGUUACCUCAGUGUUGCCAUCUUCAUUGCCAAAGCCUCCUUUUGGGAUGUUGUUUGGAUCUCAACCAGGUCUUUAUUUAUCUGCUUUGGAUGCUACACAUCAGCAGUUGACACCUUCCCAGGAGCUGGAUGAUCUGAUCGAUUCUCAGAAGAACUUAGAGACAUCAUCAGCCUUCCAGUCCACAUCUCAGAAAUUGACUAGCCAGAAGGAACAACAGAAAAAUUUAGAGUCCUCAACAAGCUUUCAGAUUCCAUCUCAGGAGUUAGCUAGCCAGAUCGAUCCUCAGAAAGACAUAGAGCCUAGAACAACGUACCAGAUUGAGAACUUUGCACAAGCAUUUGGUUCUCAGUUUAAGUCGGGCAGCAGGGUGCCAAUGACCUUUAUCUCUAACUCUAAUGGAGAAGUGGACCAUAGAGUAAGGACUUCAGUGUCAGAUUUCUCAGGGUAUACAAAUAUGAUGUCUGAUGUAAGUGAGCCAUGUAGUACAAGAGUAAAGACACCCACCAGCCAGAGUUACAGGUAAGGUCUCAAGAGUGACCAGGCUGGGAGUCUUCUAAUGUAAUUUUGUUUUAUUUUGAGAACACUGCCAUUGGAAUGUUUCUACACGAUCCUAUUAAGAAUAAUGUAAUGCCCUUUCAAUGCAACUUUUCAUAUUUAGUUUAUUUUGUUAGUGUGAUUUUAGCUGUUUGUAUUAUGAUUUUUAAUCAAAAUCAAUAGAUUAAAAAUAGUUUGACAUUCAAAGUGACAAUGUUUAGCAAUCAAACUUACUUGUAUAGAUUGUCAGGGAAUAGCCCAAAAGUUUUAAAUGCAAAAAAAACAAAAAAACAAAAACUACAGAAAAAAAAAAAGAAAAGAAAAAAGAAAAAAAAAACUUUGUUGAUAGGAUUAAGGUUAUUCUAAUUGCUUUACUCUCAGGAAAGUGUAAUAACGCAUGGGAAUUCUGUACGUUAUCACCGUAAUGGAAUAUCCAAUUUACAAAUAGUAUGAUACACAUUUCAUUGUUUAAGUUAAGGGAUCUUAAACAUUUCAGAUUGCUCUUUCUGGGCUGAUAGAAUAUACAUUUCAUCAUUUAAGUAAGGGAUCGAAAACAUUUCAAAUGCUAUCUCUGUCUGGGCUGAUCCAAAAUUCUGAGAUUGUUGGCUACCUAUAUUUUGUUGCAGCUUUUAAAUAUACUCCAAACUUCCAAACCCACAUUCAUUCCAGCUUGGUAGAACAAAUAUUCUUGGAUCUUUGAUCAAAGCCUGGAAUGAUAGCUUUAAUAAAAGAAAGAGGAAAAAAUAAAAAGCACCCUCUUUAUCCAACUGUAACAAGGCUGUAAUUCCAUUAAGUGAUUCUGUUAAUGUCUAGUACAGUGUUAAAACCCAAGUGGUUGGUUGGUUUCAGUAUUAGAAAGUAAGUUGGAUUUGCAUAAUACAUUGAAAUUUGGGGUAUGCAUUAUUCAUUAUACAUGGCCUGAAAACAUUUUCUCACUUGUGCUAUUACUUACCACCUUCACUUCUGGUUUUUUGGUACUUGUUCUUAACUUCCUCUUAAAGUUCUAGGCCUUCUUUCUUGUUCCUUCUCCCUGUCGUGAUGGUUUCAAUUUUAGAGUGAUUUAUCAUCUAGUAGAUAAUUGAUUAUGCAUUUUAUAUGUCUUAUGGCAUCUAAAUACUAAACAGUAGGGUAAACAUCCCUGACAUCACCUUUUUUUUUUUUUUUAAUUAAACAAACCCAAUACAGAUGUCCAUGUACAAGCUAUAGAUAUUAAAGGGUUGUAAUUCCACCUGGUAGCAUAGCUUGUGUAACAGAUAAGAGUGUAUAUUUACUAAUGCCAUCAGAACUCUUGGUGAAAUUGCAGCCUUUAAGUGUACAUUUUGAAGGGGUGUAUUAGUCAGUAUUGUACAGGGAUCUUGUCAUCAGAACUUGCUAUGAACGCUAAUUGCCAUUUGAAGCUACUGAUAGGCAGUGGCUCCGCUCUAAACCACUUUUUAGCAAUUGUAUUUUUUUCCUGAUUAUAUUUUUUAAUGUACUUUGAUGUUUAUGCUGAUGAGUUUCUUAUGUACUUUUGGUGAUGUUUCAGUCUUAUGAACUCUUCUGACGUCAGAAAAGUACCACUGGUUGUUUGCAGUCUUAUUGUGUAAUCAGCCUACCACAGGCUUCCAUGUAUAAUAAAGUAAUUAAUAUUGUGCAAGUGUAAAACACUUCUGUUAUAAAAGCAGUGUUUUGAAAAUAAGAAAUUAUUAAAAAAUGGUUACAAAAUACUAGUUAAUUCCCUUUUCCCACCUUCCUUUAGCUUUAGUUAGCUAAAGGGUACCAACUUGUCAUUGAAAGAUUCUUAGAAAAUGUGUUUAAUUCUUUUACUACACUCAGUACUAAAAUGUCUGUAUGUCUUACUAAGUGCAGUAAGUUCUGUUGGGUACAGAGACAAGUGUGAUCAAAGGAUGGAGAGGACCUUUACCCCUGUAUCUCUUAAGCUGUAUGAUUUCUCUCUCUCUCUCUCUCUUUUGUUUUAUACAGGUUUUGAAUUUCUUUAACUUUUAUUGUGUGUACUGAAUACUACAUAUGUAUUAUUCUGAUUGUUUGCUCUAGUUUACUACCAAUAAAAGUCCUGUUAAUCACAAAAAUUGAAGAAAGGAGAUAUCACUUAGUCAUAUUUUUCAGUUUUCUGUGGAUUACAUUUCAUAAAAUAUUCAUAUUAAUGCUAUAAAUUGUAAUUUAGGAGCUUGCGUUUUUUAUUGUAUUUUUAAUGUACUUUGUCUUUCUAGGUUUAUAUGAAAAUGCAUUGAAUAUUUUGUGUGAGGUGCACAAUAAUAUAAAGAAUAGAAAUCUAAUAUGUAAAUUAUACUAUAUUGAAACUAGGUUAACCAUCCUAAAUAUUAUCCUAGGGAGAUUAUUUAUUGAGGCUCUAUUUAAAAUCAUAAAUCGCAGUAUUUUGGCUCAAGGUGUUAUAUAUCCUUUUGCCUCAAAGGGUUAUAAUAAAAUUACGGAAUGAUGGAUUAAAACGGUCUUGAGCAUUUUUAGUAAGAAAAAAGAACUAAAUUGCAGUUAAUGUGUUAAGAAGUUGAGAGCAUAGAUAUUAGAAGGAAAAGGUGAAAUUGUAAUAUAGAAGAUGUAGUAAAGGUAUUUGAUAAAAGAAGCUGAACAUGGUGACCAUGCCCUUUGUCCCAACACUAGGGAGGCAGAGAGAGGCAGGUGAAUCUCUUGAGUUCAAGGCCAGACUGGUCUACAAACUGAUUUUCAGGCCAGCCAGGGCCACAAUGGGACCUUAUCUGAAAGAAAAAGUUGCACAUCAGAAAACUUCUGUGAGGUUUAGUGGUAUGGAUAUUGAUGGACUAGGAGUCAAAAUACCAAAAGGUAGAAUGCUCGUAGAGGCUGUGUGUACAUGUGUAAUGAUACAGAAUUGAUAGUAAAGGUAAGCAUGGGCCUGUGCCAUUAGAAGGUAGGAUAGCUUGUUUUGCCAUAGUUACUCCCACACUUGGUUGUCUCUUGGAGUUGAGUGCUAAGCAGAGACCUCACUCAAUUUUAGAUGACUCCAGUUACCUGAUUCCCUGCACAGCUUCUAUUCCCCAGAUUAGCUCAAAACAGAUAAGAAUUUCAAACCCCACUUGCCUGCCUUCUGUUUUCCUUUUAUGGAAUGUAUAUAAAUUUGAUCAUUUUAAUUAAAAACCUGUUUUUAAGACAUUAGACUAUGUGUGGGCUGAGAAUAUAGAUCAUCAGUUAAUAGAGUUCUUGCCCAGCAUGCGCAAGGCCCCUGGGUUGGUUUUAUCUCAAACCAAAUAAGCCAGGACUAGGGAGGUGGAGGCAGAUAAGUUAAGGGUCAUCUCUGGCUACAUAGGAUGUUUGAGGCCAGCCUAGGCUACAUGAGGCCCUGUCUCGAAAAGAAGGCAUUAGGUGUGAGGUAGAGGGCAAUGCUGUGGGUUUCUGUUGAAAUACACAGACAAUGGUAACUACCUUUCAGCAAUUACUGAGCAGUAGUUUGUGAGGUGAUUUUAUGAGAACAGAAUAAUGUGCUUAACUUUUUAAAUAUUGCAAACAUGAUACAAACAUCUACCUCAGAUUUCAAGUAUUGCACUAAUCAGGCAGAACUUGUCCAUUUUAAUAUGGUUUUCAUCCCUGAUAAUCAGCAUUUUAUAAUUAAGUUUAGUGACCUUUCAGCCUGGCUGGGUGACAGCUAACCUCAUGUAUAACCCUUAGCCUCUAAAUUCAUAGGUUCUUGUUGAACUGAACUUCCCUGAAGAGAGAAGGGGGAAAAAUUUCAACUACCAACUAUUUUUAGAGUAAAACGUUCUAAAGGCUAUCAUUUUCUGAGUUUAGCGGUCUCAUGUUCUCAGUAGAUACAGAAUGAUAGGAUGUAGUUCUCACGACACAGGGCAGGACUGCCAGUGCCAGGAUGGGUCCCCAGCUGCUGAAGGUAGUGUCCACAGUGCCAUGGAGAGAGGGAUCUGGGCAGGUGAUUAAUCUGCUUGUGCCCUCUGAGAUGCUAGAGUUCCUGGUGGAUUUUUAGGGGAAUUAUGUUAUUUUUUUAUGUCCUUAACUUAUUCCUUAGAACGAACAGCAUUAAAGGUAGCACCUUGGGAUUCUAUUGUCUUACCCUUGAUUAAAAAAAAAAAAAGAAUUUGAGACUACUUAGUUUUAAUGAGGGCAUUACCUUUAUGAGGACAGACACUUUUAAAAUUCUGCUUUGCUUUUUGUUUUGCUUAAAUAUAUAUUUGAGUGUGACUAACUUAUGUAGGUUCUAAAUUUUUGUUUUGUUUUUUGAGACAGUGUUUCUCUGUGUAGCCCUGGAACUCUGUAGACCAGGCUGGCCUGGAAGGGUUCUAAGUUUUUAACUUUAUAGCUUAUGCAGUGAUAUACUACCUAACAGUUUGGGGUUCACAGACUGGGCACUUGGUAGAGUCCAGUGCCUCCCUGAGUGCACAUUAGUGGAAAUACAUCUGCACAUGGUAAUUUACAAGUCAGUCAACAAGCAUAUAUCUCAUGUAUGGACACCUAUUAAGAAUCCCUUCCUUAGAAGAUGCCUAUAUUCUGAAAUUUUAUUGUACAAAUAAAAAAUUAAUGCCUGAAAUGUA